Messenger RNA from Choloepus didactylus (southern two-toed sloth), 3065 nucleotides. RefSeq names its product zinc finger protein 786-like. The transcript has 6 exons. The record is from RefSeq and is a predicted model, not a curated record. The coding region runs from base 1 to 1350 and encodes 449 amino acids. Lineage: Eukaryota; Metazoa; Chordata; Mammalia; Pilosa; Megalonychidae. Gene Ontology annotation, biological process: regulation of DNA-templated transcription.
AUGCCCUGCAUGGUUUCCUGGGCAACUGCCGCGGAGUGGAGUCACAGCUCAGGACCUCGCCGCAGAGCCUCGGGAAAGGGCUGCCCGGGUCGAACCCAAGCACGUAUUCCGGCCCUGGCUACCCUCCCCGCGGGGCGAGCUCGGUGGCCACGCCCCGGGGUCUCCGGGCCCUCGCUGGGCAGUCGUGAGACAGCUCGGGAUCUGCAGAAACUGCUAGUCCUACCUGGGGCUAGAGUUCUCCUGGUGCUACUUGGACAGAUCGACGACCGCGGGGACUUGUGGGCGCCCCAGGUACCGCCUGAAACACGGGGCGGAGUUCGAGGCGGUUGGCGCCCGGGCAGCUUCCUGCGAGAGCUCUCCGGGUGGGGCCGGGUAGGACCGCAAAAGGCUAUGCCCGAUCGGGCUCGGGUACCUAUUACUUUUGAGGAUAUUGCCAUUUAUUUCACGGAGCAGGAAUGGCAGAAUCUAGAGGCUUGGCAGAAGGAGCUUUACCAGCAUGUAAUGAGAACCAAUUAUGAGACUCUUGUUUCUCUGGAUGAUGGAAUUCCUAAACCAGAACUAAUAUCCUGGAUUGAACAAGGGGGAGAUCCUUUCAGACACUGGGAAGAAUCACAGAAAUCAGAAAACAUAUUUUGUUCCUCUGCUGAUAAGCAUUUUGAUCCAGUUAUUGAGGAGCAGCUGUUUGGGGGAAGCCAAAAAUCUGUACAUUCAGGAGACAUUAAAUGCCGUUUCCUAUUAGACCCUCAGCAAGGUAUCUGUCAGGGACAGGGGCACUUCCAACAUAGUAACUACGAAAACAGAUUCCACCUGAAGCGUAAGCGGAAACCACGACGGCACAAGCACACUGGAAGGAAGUCACAUCCUUGCAGUAAAUGUAGCCGAUCCUUCCCUUACCCUUGGAAGCUCCGUGAACACUUGAGAGUGCACAAUGGGGAAAAGCCUUUCCAGUGCCCUGAGUGUAAAAAGCGCUUUCGUUGGAAAGGCUCUCUGUACUAUCAUCGGUACACCCACAGCAAGGAGUGGCCAUUCUCUUGUGGGGAGUGUGGCAGAGGCUUUAUCUGUCAGGGUAAGCUCACCGAACACUUCAGAGUGCACAGUGGGGAGAGGCCCUACCAGUGCCCCGAGUGCAACAAGUGCUUCCGCCGGAAGCGCACUCUGAAGAAUCACCAGAACAUCCACCACAAGGAGAAGGGAUUCUGUUGUGGGGAGUGUGGCAAGCAUUUCAUUUUUAAGUGUCAACUUGAUGACCACAUCACAGUACACAGAAAAUCCUCUAGGGCUCCAAAUGAGCCUGAUAUUAAGAAAAGGCUUAGGCGACCGUAUGUAAUGGUAGAGGAUGAUUGGAGUUGAGGUAGAGGACAACAUCCAAGCAAGAAACAGAACUUAUGUUGCCUGAGAAUUCCCAACAGUCCCCAAACUGUUAGACAGAUUUUAGGAACAGGGGCCCAUUUUUGAGCAAGAAUGUAACACUAGUUAGGAAUGUGAGAAACCACAAGGGAUUUUCUUUUUUAAACAAUCAGUUAUAUUUACUGUCCAUUGACAAAAAGAGAUAAAUGCUAUUUCUGUCAUCUUAAGUGGUAUUUCUCCCCCAAAUGGUAAGCCAGCUCUGAAAUUCCAGCUUGUAUUAAGACAGGAGAUCCCUCCAGUAACAUUCUCAAAGGUGAAAGGAUGUGGGUGUCUGUUAAAUGUCAGUUCUACUUUUCUUUUUCCUUCAGCAUAUGAUACUAAAUUGUGCAUUUAAAUCCAGUCAUUUUCAUUGCAGGUGCUGAUAUAAUGGUGCAUGUGGUUUUGAUUGAUUUAUUUUGAAACUGUUAACAAUAAAACAAGUUGUCUGAAUUUUAGUUUGUUGAUGUGAAUGCUGAAGUUUUACAGUAGGUUCCAUAGUGCCUUUGCACUAUCAAAUUGAGGAAAAGCUGACAAUUUCAGCAAAAUUUGGCUAAUCUGAGUUCAACAAACAUAAAACUGAAGGUGCUAAGAAGUAUGGGAACUAGAACUUGGACAAGAGAUUAGGGCAGCAGCUGUAGAUUGGGGAGUUCUAGAAUAUAGAUGCCAUUUGAAGCUGAGAGAUGGAAUGAAAUUCCCAAGAGUGAGUAUCUAAGCAGAUAAUUAAAAGCUGAGUCAAGACAAAAUAACGAAGAUAAAUGGCUUUAUCAGGGAGCAUUACAGUCAACAACAGUGAGUGUGGAGAGCUUUUAAGCAGGGUUCUGAUGGCAGCCUCUCUACUAUAUUUUGGGCAAGUUGCUUCAUCUCUCAGGCGGCAGUUUUCUACCUAUCAAGUGAGUUAGUCAUACCAGUCCUGCCCAUCUCAAAAGCUGUCAUGAGGAACAAUCCCCAAAAGGUUGGUGCUUUGUAAGACACCCCCACAUCUGUAUGGCACUCAGGUGAAGCAUGCUGAAGACCUACUGUUUGCCUGCACUGGUGUCAAGCGUGGAGGAACGGAGAAGGCUGCCCUCAGUGACCCACAGCUCAGUGAAGAUGUCAGACACAGUAACCACUUAAAGAACUACUGUGUGAAUGUUAUCACAGAUGUGUGAACAAAUUAUCCAGGGAGCUUGGAGAAGGGAGGAGACAUGAUUCCUCCACUCAAAUUUAGAACAUGGAGUUAGGAAUAUGUGCAGCUCUGCCUUCUAUGCAUAUGCAAAAUAAAAUGCAUCAUAUUUUUUAAAAAAUGAGGAUGCAAUUAAAACAUUCCGAGAUAAACAAAAGCUGAGGGAGUUUGUCACAACUCGACUGGCCCUGUAAGACAUGCUACGGAAAGUUCUGCCAGUUGAAAGAAAUGGACAAUAGACAAUAGAUGGAAGCUGCAUGAAGAAAUAAAUAUUUCCAGUAAGAGUAAACACAGGGAUCAAUCAAAUGCCAGUAUUAAUUGUAUUUUUAGUGUAUAACUCUGCUUUUAACUUCCUCAGGAUUUAAAAGGCAAAGCAUAAAAUGCAGUGAUCAAUAGGUGCUUUGGUAGUUGUUCCAGUUUGCUAAUGCUGCCGCCAUGCAAAAUAUCAGAUAUGGAUUUGCUUUUAUGAAGGGGGUUUAUUUGGCUACAGCUUUACAGUUCUACAGCCAUAAAAAUG